Molecule: messenger RNA, 594 nt
Organism: Cooperia oncophora
Lineage: Eukaryota; Metazoa; Nematoda; Chromadorea; Rhabditida; Trichostrongylidae
Source: the annotation of a GenBank genome assembly
AUGCCCGGAAGAUUCACUGGGGAUUGUGUGAAAAAUGGAAAAAUGACUGGUUUCAUAACAAGGAUAGACACAUGGACCACCGGUAAUAAAUUGAGAUGCCGUUCACAGCGUUAUCGUCACAUGGUAUGUGUUUUUGGCGUAGAGGAUUUCGUCUGGCUCGCUAAGCAUCCGAAGUUAAUGGCUAACAAAAUGAUGCCUUCCUUUGACUAUGGCGUUGUGGAUUGUAUGCACGAGCUUAUUUUCAAUCGUACCCAUCUUGGACAAAUCAAUCACAUAUGGGAUUUGGAUGGAGUACGAAAACCAACCACAUGUGAGCUUACUUUCCAGCUUCGUCAUAAAACUGACCUACAACUUGAACGAAUUAUUAUCGAGCGCUUCAAAUGCUUCAAGAGGUUUUUCGAGUGGUACAUUACCAUAAGUUUCGUCAGAAUCCCUAUCCGGAUUUCAAAUUGGAUUGCAGCUAUGGUAAUCAGAAGGUUCUCCAAGAUUUAUAAACUGUGUGAUGAAUGUUUAACAAGUGUUUAUGAGAUUGUCCAAAGUCAUGAAAGUGUCUCGUGUGUCACUUUUGUGCAGCUAUUUUCACAGAAAAUAUAA